This is a messenger RNA of Myripristis murdjan (pinecone soldierfish), 3152 nucleotides long. It is a transcript of the gene atad1b, whose product is annotated as ATPase family AAA domain containing 1b. The transcript is spliced from 10 exons. Gene Ontology annotation, molecular function: ATP binding; ATP hydrolysis activity. Gene Ontology annotation, biological process: extraction of mislocalized protein from mitochondrial outer membrane. Gene Ontology annotation, cellular component: mitochondrial outer membrane. The record is from RefSeq and is a predicted model, not a curated record. The coding region runs from base 116 to 1210 and encodes 364 amino acids. NCBI's taxonomy places the organism in Eukaryota, Metazoa, Chordata, Actinopteri, Holocentriformes, Holocentridae.
AAAAAAAAAAAAAAAAAAAAACAGAAGAAGAAGAGGCAGAAGCGGAAGAAGAAGGAGACGCGCUCUGCACCACCGAAGAAGAGCACACCAGGAAGCGGCCGCUACUCUCGUCGAGAUGGUGCUGAAGGAGCUUCCUGCGGACAGCGUGGCCCGCCCCCUGGGCAGGAACGAGGUCAUCGGCCUGCUCUUCAGACUCACCAUCUUCGGCGCCGUCACCUACUUCACCAUCAAGUGGAUGGUGGACGCCAUCGACCCGACCCGGAAGCAGAAGGUGGAGGCCCAGAAGCAGGCGGAGAAGCUGAUGCGUCAGAUCGGAGUCCAGAACGUCAAACUGUCCGAAUACGAGAUGAGCAUCGCAGCUCACCUGGUCGACCCGCUCAGCAUGCAGAUCAGGUGGCGGGACAUCGCAGGGCUGGACGAGGUGAUCACAGAGCUCAAGGACACGGUGAUCCUCCCCGUCCAGAAGAGACACCUGUUUGAGGGCUCCAGACUGCUGCAGCCCCCCAAAGGCGUGCUGCUGUACGGGCCGCCGGGCUGCGGGAAGACGCUCAUCGCCAAGGCGACGGCCAAGGAGGCGGGGUUCCGCUUCAUCAACCUGCAGCCGUCCACGCUGACCGACAAGUGGUACGGAGAGUCCCAGAAGCUCGCCGCCGCCGUCUUCUCAUUGGCUCUCAAGCUGCAGCCGUCAAUCAUCUUCAUCGACGAGAUAGACUCGUUCCUGCGCAGCCGUUCCAGCUCUGACCACGAAGCCACGGCCAUGAUGAAAGCUCAGUUCAUGAGCCUGUGGGACGGACUGGACACCGACCACCACUGCCAGGUGAUCAUAAUGGGAGCCACUAAUCGACCUCAGGAUCUGGACUCUGCCAUCCUCAGGAGGAUGCCCACCAGGUUCCACAUCAACCAGCCGAGUCAGCGGCAGAGGGAGCAGAUCCUCAGACUGAUCCUGGAGAACGAGAGCGUGGACUCGUCGGUCGACCUCGCCGACAUCGCCAAGGAAACGGACAGUUUCUCAGGAAGUGACCUCAGAGAGAUGUGCCGUGACGCCGCGCUGCUCUGCGUCCGCGACUUCGUCCACACGCAGAACGACAGCCCGGCAGAGGAGAGCAUCCGUCCCAUCCAUCAGUCCGACCUGCAGAAAGCCAUCAGCAAGAUGAAGAAGUCCAAAACAGCAGGAGGACAGAGCGCCUUGAUGCACGCUGCCCUGGACUGAGCCCACACACACACACACACACACACACACACACACACACACACACACACACACACAGACAGUCUCUUGUUGCACUUGCACAAACCAGUAGAGGUAUACAAAUGCAGUCAAACACUCACACACACACAUUGCCAUGUGCUCACACACACACUCACACACACACACACACACACUCACACACACCCUCUCGUGGGUGCAGCCUGCAGGUGCAGGUGGACUCUGUACAUAUCUGUGUUUACGUGUCGGCGGCCGGCGGCUGAGCCUGAGCCGCCGCUCCGUCUCCUCCGCUCUGAUUGGCUCUUCAUCCUGCUGAGACACGCCCCCUUCAGGGAGAACCUGGAAGUGCACACACACCUGUUCCCCAGCUCCAGGGAGAAGCCUGGAAACGUCAGUGAGUUCCAGCUGUGCUGAGAUCCAGAUGUUUCCUCAGCUGUGAGCCCAGCGGGACAAAACACCUUCAGCACGGUGCAGUCUGCUCCCUCUGAGGGAAGGUCCCGGAAGGUCCUGGAAGGUCCUGGAAGAACCCUGCGGGGCCACGCCGGCAGAAUCAACUGUCCCCAUGUUUUUGGCUUUCAGAAUUAUUAUUAUAAUAUUUUAACAUGAGAUUUAUAAGUGAUGAGCAGCGGUGAUGAGGCUCUGAUGACCAACAGCUGGAGGCUAAAGAGAAAUCAGAUGUUUUAUUAUAUUCCAAGAAAAAAAAAGAUUAAAGUGGUAAAUUUAUGAGAAAAAAAUGAAAAUUUCUGAGAUUAUAAACUUGCAAAGUUUUCCAGAAAUUCCUAACUUAAAUAAAAGAAACCCUGAUAUUCUGAGGUUAAAGUGGUAAAUUUCGGAGAGAAAAAUAGAAAAGUUACGAGAAACAAAAGGAGCAGAAAGUUUCUCGCUCGGCUCCGACGCUGAAAUACAAACUGUGUGAACGUCGAGGAGAAGGAAGCCGCUGGAAAAUGUUGUUGUUUAAAGACGGCGCGGCGCAGGACGGACGUUUGAACCGGAUCUGCAGGAGGAACGUCCGACUCCUGCGCCGCUUCCUGUCGCCGCUCCGAGGAACAUCAGCCGGUUUGACAGGGAACCAGGAAGCCAAACAAACUGUGAGAAGCAGGCGAGCGGCUCGGCGGCACGCACCACAACACCACUCUGUCUGUUUGUUUGUUUGUUUGUUUGUUUGUUUGUUUGUUUUGCCUGCAGCUGCUGGGCGACGUCAUGACGCCAAAAUGUGACAGAAUGUCCCUUUAAACAGGAUGCAACUGUAAUUAAGCCUGAUAGUGUAACAAUAAUAAUAAUAAUGCUGAUAAUAAUGUACGUGGUGGUGUUGCUGGGUAACGCUGAAGGGGCUAACACUGAUGAUGUCAUAGCGGCUCCACCCACUUUGAGCUUUUUUUUUUCUUUUUUUCAAAUGAACGCUGUUUUUUUUUUAUUAAAUAUUUUGAAUAAAUAAUGAGAGAAUAUAGCAAAUUCAAAAAGAACACACACACACACACACACACACACACACACACACACACACACCCACCCCGGUGUCAGAGAAGUGAUUAUGAUGUAAUUUAAUGUUUUUAUCUCACACUUCCACUGUAAUAACUGGUAUGACAUCAUCAGUAGGACGGCCUUCAGCGGUCAGGACGUGUCUUUAGUCUCUUGGGGACGCCCCCGUCUUUUCAGAGUAAAGUGUCUCCGAGCGUCGGCCUCAUGUUUCACACAGAACAUAUUUCACUGGAAAGACGUUUGGUUCAUUGUCAGAAAGUCAAAACUGUCAUUUGGAGGCUUUGAGGUGCCAAGGUGAGUGAGCAAAGAGGCUUUUAUUUUGUAAGGACCUCCUUGUGAAUAUGUAUAAACGAUGGUGAUGUUGUUGUUGUUGUUGUUGAUUGAACAUUGUUUUGUUUUGUUUUUGGGACUUGAUUUGACGUGCUCGGUUUGGAUUCUGCUCAAAUUAAAAGUCGACCAAACAGCA